Molecule: messenger RNA, 1701 nt
Organism: Colletotrichum graminicola M1.001
Lineage: Eukaryota; Fungi; Ascomycota; Sordariomycetes; Glomerellales; Glomerellaceae
Product: RNA recognition domain-containing protein
Exons: 7
Coding region: 1-1701 (566 amino acids)
Cellular component (GO): nucleus; ribonucleoprotein complex; cytosol
Molecular function (GO): mRNA 3'-UTR binding; poly(A) binding; poly(U) RNA binding
Source: RefSeq, a predicted model, not a curated record
AUGACUAUGUCUUAUCAGACCCACACCAUGGACCCAAAGCACCCCAUUGCUUUUGCCGGUGCUGGCAGCCACCAUAUGCCCGGAAAUCACGUCACGCACUUCUCUGAGAAUCAAUUGCCCGGCAUGAUGGGCAGCGUUGACAGCUUGAAUAGCGCCAUUAGCCAGUUCCAAGGCAUGACCUUGGGCAACGGCAUGUCACACAACGGCAGCGGUAUGGGACAGAUGGCUGCUGCCCACGCAUACAUGCUUCCCCAGGACUACAUCCUCGCUUCUCAUCUGCCCUCUACCAUGGGAAUGGAUCAACUCCCUCAGGGUCCAUAUGGCCCCGCUGCCGGCGGCUACUUGGCGGCUCCUGGACAAUUCAGCCCUUACGUUCCUUACCCAAUGAUGCCAUUCACCCCUGGCCGUGCUGUCAGUGGUAAUGCGGCUCUCCAGGACCGCACCAACCGAGGUCGCAAUGACCUGCCCGGCCUCGAAAACCGUCGUCAUAGUGGUGGCUCUUACACCACCACCGAGUCUGCUCCCACCACUCCUUUCUACAACGGUGGUAGUAAAAACGACAAGGUUCCUCGCGUCGCUGCACUCGAUCGUUCGACCUACACCACGCCUUCUCCUCAGCAGGUUGGUGGCAAUAUCUUUGUUGAACCUGCUGCCAAGCACAGCGUCAUCAAUAUCCCCGUUGACCGCAACUUGGACGAGCUUCUCAAGAAGGAUCCCGCUGUACCCAAGGCUGUUCCCGCUGUCUUCACCCCUGCCACGCAGAUGAAGACCUUGGACCAAAGCUUGGAGAACCGCAUUCCUGGCAACCGCAACGUUUACAUUCGUGGUCUUCAUCCCACCACUGACGACGAUCUCUUGUUUCGUUUCGCAGCCCGCUUUGGCAACGUAGAGACGUCCAAGGCCAUCAUUGAUACAUCCACAGGUGCCUGCAAGGGCUUUGGUUUUGCCAAAUUCUAUGAUGCCCGCGACUCUGAAAUGUGUAUCCGAGGCUUCCAUCGUCUGGGCUAUGAAGUUGGCUUCGCUCGGGAAUCAUUCAACUCUCGCCUCAAGGCCGAGGGUGACGAGGGCUCUACAAACUUGUACAUUUCCAACCUUCCCAAGAGUUUGACCGAGAAUGACCUCGGCGAUAUCUUCAGAGGCUAUCACAUCAUGUCUUCCAAGAUCCUUCGUGAUAGCAUGGGCAAUAGCCGUGGUGUUGGUUUCGCUCGUUUCGAGUCUCGCGACGUGUGCGAUGCUGUCAUUAAGCAGUUCAACAGCAUCCCCAUCGGCGAGGAGGGAAUGGUGAUGAACAUCCGUUAUGCCGAUACUCCUAGCCAGAAGGAGCUCAAACGGGUGACCGCCGAGCGCCGUCAGUUCCGUACCAACGAGUACAACAUCGGUGCAUACGGCACUCCCCUUGUUGGCAUCCAGCCUAACAUGUACAACCAGCCGGCCUGGAAGCGUGCCCUGCACGCUACCGUCAACACCGGCUACGCACCUCGCUCCAUGACUGGCGGUCUUGAUCGAAUGGGCAAGAUGGUCAAGUCUGAUGGCUACCAGGCGGGCACUGUUCAGGGAAUUCCCCAGUCACCUGCUGCGAACCCUGUUGCCGACACCGUGUCUGACGACAGCGACGAAGGCGUAACGAUCCAUGCCGACUCGGCCACCCCCGUCAUCGUCAGCACUCAGUCUUCGCCAAUUUCGAAAAAGGAGCAUAAGUGA